CCAAUCAAGAUCUGCAUCCUCGGUCCUCCGGCUGUGGGGAAAUCCAGUAUUGCUGAAGAACUGUCCAAGUACUACAAACUCCAUCACAUUAAACUGAAGGACGUCAUCUCCGAAGCCAUAGCAAAACUGGAGGAGAUUGUCGCACCCAAGGAGAGAGCGGAGGGAGAGGAGGAGGGUGAGGAGGAGCAGGAAGACGAGGACAGGGUGGAAGACGCACAGGAGCUUCUGGACGGCGUCAAGGACAACAUGGAGCAGAGCGCAGGUCGACUAGAAGAUCAAUAUAUCAUUAGAUUUAUGAAAGAGAAGCUAAGAUCAAUGCCUUGCAGGAAUCAAGGUUACGUUUUGGAUGGAUUCCCGAAGACCUAUGAUCAAGCCAAAGACCUGUUCACUCACGAAGAUGAGGAGGAGGAAGAAGAAAUCAGAGGCAAAAUGUUUCCCUUUGAUAAGUUAAUUAUACCUGAAUUUGUGUGUGCUCUGGACGCUUCCGAUGAGUUUCUGAAGGAGCGGGUGAUCAACCUUCCUGAGAGCUUCGUGGCGGGGACCCACUACAGCCAGGACCGAUUCCUCCGGGCUCUGAGCAACUAUCGGGACAUCAAUACCGAAGAUGAGACGGUCCUCAACUAUUUUGACGAAAUCGAAGUCCACCCGAUCCAUAUUGAUGUCGGGAAACUCGAAGAUGCCCAGAAUAGACUUGCCAUCAAACAGCUCAUCAAAGAGAUUGGGGAGCCCCGAAAUUACGGCUUGACGGACGAAGAGAAGGUAGAGGAGGAGCGGAAAGCAGCGGGGGAGCGCCUGGCCAGGGAGGCCGCCGAGGAAGAAGAACGCCAGCGCCACGAGGCCGUGGAGAUGGCAGAGCGGGUGGCUCGCUGGGAGGAGUGGAAUAAACGGCUAGAGGAAGUGAAAAGAGAAGAAAGAGAAUUGCUGGAGGCCCAGUCUAUUCCCCUGAGAAACUAUCUAAUGACCUACGUUAUGCCAACUCUUAUGCAGGGUCUGAAUGAGUGCUGUAAGGUCAGACCGGAGGAUCCCGUUGAUUUUCUGGCAGAAUACCUCUUUAAGAACAAUCCUGAAAUGCAGUGA
This is a messenger RNA of Carlito syrichta (Philippine tarsier), 1077 nucleotides long. Its product is annotated as adenylate kinase 7. The annotation marks the transcript as partial. The transcript is spliced from 8 exons. The record is from RefSeq and is a predicted model, not a curated record. Gene Ontology annotation, molecular function: AMP kinase activity; ATP binding. NCBI's taxonomy places the organism in Eukaryota, Metazoa, Chordata, Mammalia, Primates, Tarsiidae. Gene Ontology annotation, cellular component: cytoplasm. Gene Ontology annotation, biological process: nucleobase-containing compound metabolic process.